Messenger RNA from Camarhynchus parvulus, 1219 nucleotides. RefSeq names its product ribosomal protein L3 like (gene RPL3L). Gene Ontology annotation, cellular component: ribosome; cytosolic large ribosomal subunit. Gene Ontology annotation, molecular function: structural constituent of ribosome; RNA binding. The transcript has 9 exons. Gene Ontology annotation, biological process: ribosomal large subunit assembly; translation. The record is from RefSeq and is a predicted model, not a curated record. Bases 152 to 1219 code for a protein of 355 amino acids. Lineage: Eukaryota; Metazoa; Chordata; Aves; Passeriformes; Thraupidae.
GCACCGCAAGUUCUCGGCUCCCAGGCACGGCCACCUGGGCUUCCUGCCCCACAAGCGGAGCCGCCGGCACCGGGGCAAGGUGAAGGCCUGGCCCAAGGAUGACCCCAGCAAACCAGUGCACCUGACAGCUUUCCUGGGCUACAAGGCUGGCAUGACCCACACCGUGCGCGAGGUGCACCGGCCCGGGCUCAAGGUGUCCAAGCGGGAGGAGGUGGAGGCCGUGACCAUCAUCGAGACCCCCCCGAUGGUGGUGGUGGGGGUCGUGGGCUACAUCGAGACUCCCAAGGGCCUGAGGAAUUUCAAGACUGUUUUUGCUGAGCACAUCAGCGAUGAGUGCCGCCGGCGCUUCUACAAGAACUGGCACAAGAGCAAGAAGAAGGCGUUCACCAAGUACUGCAAGAAAUGGCAGGAUGAGGCUGGGAAAAGGCAGCUGGAGAAGGACUUUGCAGCCAUGAAGAAGUACUGCAAGGUCAUCCGUGUCAUUAUGCACACACAGAUGAGGCUGCUCCCACUGAGGCAGAAGAAGGCCCACAUCAUGGAGAUCCAGCUGAAUGGGGGCACAGUGGCUGAGAAGGUUGACUGGGUGCGGGAGAGGCUGGAGAAGCAGAUCUCUGUGCACAGUGUCUUCAGCCAGAACGAGAUGAUCGAUGUCAUCGGCGUGACCAAGGGCCACGGCAUGAAAGGGGUGACCAGCCGCUGGCACACCAAGAAGCUGCCCAGGAAGACGCACAAGGGGCUGCGGAAGGUGGCCUGCAUCGGGGCCUGGCACCCGGCCCGCGUGGGCUACUCCAUCGCCCGGGCCGGCCAGAAGGGCUACCACCACCGCACCGAGAUCAACAAGAAGAUUUACCGCAUUGGCCACGGGAUCCACGUGGAGGAUGGCAAAGUGGUGAGGAACAACGCCUCGACGCACUACGACAUCACCGAGAAGACCAUCACACCCAUGGGUGGUUUCCCUCACUACGGGGAGGUCAACAACGAUUUCCUCAUGCUGAAGGGCUGCGUGGUGGGCACCAGGAAGCGCGUGCUCACCCUGCGCAAGUCCCUCCUGGUGCACACGAGCCGCCGGGCCCACGAAGCCAUCGAGCUCAAAUUCAUCGACACCACUUCCAAAUUCGGCCACGGCCGCUUCCAGACAGCUCAGGAGAAGAGAGCUUUCAUGGGCCCCCAGAAGAAACAUUUGGUGAAGGAGAAGCCAGGUGUGCAGGAAGAGCUCUAA